Messenger RNA from Mauremys reevesii (Reeves's turtle), 2812 nucleotides. RefSeq names its product DNA polymerase alpha 2, accessory subunit (gene POLA2). The coding region runs from base 49 to 1842 and encodes 597 amino acids. The record is from RefSeq and is a predicted model, not a curated record. Gene Ontology annotation, biological process: DNA replication; DNA replication initiation. Gene Ontology annotation, cellular component: alpha DNA polymerase:primase complex. The transcript is spliced from 18 exons. Gene Ontology annotation, molecular function: DNA binding. NCBI's taxonomy places the organism in Eukaryota, Metazoa, Chordata, Testudines, Geoemydidae.
GUGGCGGGUUUUUCGCUUGUUUUCUGUCUCGGCAGCCGGGGGUGCCCAAUGGGGUCGGUCUGUGUUGAGGAGCUGCUGGAGGAUCUCAAGGUCUUCGGGGUGGGCUAUGAAGAAGAGGCGGUGCCCGACAAACUGGUUGAACUAUGCAUGACGCACAGACUGGCACAGAGUGACUUGGCUAAUGAAUUAGUUGCCUUCACUACAACUAAAGAAGACGGGUCUCGUCUCACUGUAGAGUUCCUGAAUGUCUUUGAAUAUGAAGUACUCAACAAAAGAGUUACUAAAGCUCAUCAAAAAAAGGACAACAGAUACUCUGGAAUCAAGGAUAUCAACACCAUUCAGGGACUCAUUGACGUAGAGGAGGAAGAGGAGAACCUCUUAGAUGCCUACACAACACCGUCAAAAGGCUCUCGGAAACGGAACAUAACUACACCAGAGAAUCCACAGUCUAAAAGGACUUUAUCCACCCGUAGCCCCCACCUAGUUUUCUCUCCAAACAGCUUCUCACCAAGCGCUACUCCCUCUCAGAAGUAUGGCUCCCGGAGCAACCGGGGUGAGGUGGUAACCUCAUUCGGCUCUGUACAGGACACGUCCUGGAGUGGAAAAGGAGGCCAUGGAUCAAGUGUGAAGCUCUUUGGUCCACCAGAACAGUUGCUCACCAAGAGUUACAAAUUCAUGUUCCAAAAGCUUCGUGACAUCCGGGAAGUACUGUCCUGGAAGAUAGAAGAACUUGGGGAUGCACUGAAGAAACAUUACAAGAUUGAGGAGUUCAUGUCUGUGUUAGUCCCUGCACAGGAACCGGUCACUGUGCUGGGACAGAUUGGCUGUGACAGCAAUGGAAAACUGAAUGCCAAGUCGGUCAUUCUAGAAGGGGAUCGGGAACACUCUUCAGGAGGGCAAGUUCCUGUGGAUUUAUCAGAACUGAAAGAAUACUCCCUCUUUCCAGGACAGGUUGUGGUGAUGGAGAGUAUUAACAGUACGGGUGGAAAACUGGUUGCAUCUAAGCUGUAUGAGGGGGUGCCUCUUCCUUUCUACCAAUCUACAGAGCAAGCUGAUGAUUUGGAGCUGCAAAUGGUCUUGGUUGCUUGUGGGCCCUACACAACUUCUGACAGCAUCACCUAUGACCCUAUGUUGGAUCUGAUUGAUAUUAUCAACAAAGACAAGCCAGAUGUUUGCAUCCUGUUUGGUCCUUUUCUCGAUGCUAAACACGAGCAAGUUGAGAACAGUCAGCUCAUUGGAUCAUUUGAGGAUAUCUUUAAACGUUGUCUGAAGAUGAUAAUUGAAGGGACAAGAAGUGCUGGUUCCCAGCUUGUGUUUGUACCAUCGCUGAGAGACGUGCACCAUGACUUCAUAUAUCCUCAGCCGCCUUUCAGCUAUGAGCUGUCUAAAGAUGACAAACAGCGAGUACACUUUGUGUCUGACCCCUGCACUCUGGCAAUAAAUGGAGUCAUUUUUGGCCUGACUUCCACAGACCUGCUCUUCCAUAUGGGUGCUGAAGAGAUUAGCAGCUCUUCCGGUGUCUCAGACCGGUUCACCCGAAUCCUUAAGCAUGUCCUGACACAGAGGAGUUAUUAUCCACUCUACCCUCCCUCGGAAGAGAUGAACGUUGAUUAUGAGAACUUCUAUAAUUACGUGCCUUUGCCAGUCACCCCGGAUAUCCUCAUUGUUCCAUCUGAGCUGAGAUAUUUUGUUAAGGAUGUCUUAGGCUGUGUGUGUGUGAACCCAGGACGGCUCACCAAAGGCCAGGUUGGGGGGACCUACAGCCGUCUGUACAUACAGAGGCAGGAUACAGAGGAAGAGCGAAAGAGUCCCUGCAUUGCUGCCCAAGUUGUCAAAAUUUAAACAGACUCUCUGCACCCUACCCUUAAAACAGAGAUGCUGGCCUUGAGUUCAGUAGGGGUUCAAAUCCAGCCUGGUUGGACAUCUGUUAGAUUUGGUCAAAAGAUGCAAGGAUGAUCUGGCGAAGGGGUUCUGAGAGCCGUGUAAUACCUUCCCUUCUCUCAGGAAUGCUGUUUUCCAGAAUCUUUUGCAGAGAUUUUUUUUAUCAAAUCAGACAUUGUAUUAGAGGUUAAAGCUCUUCAGCCUUUUGCAAUCCGGAAUGCAAACCUUGUCAAUGCAAAUGUGUACCGGGAGCCCUGACUUGGAUCAGCUUGUCUUCUAUUGUAAUUUGCCAAGGGGAAAGUUGUCAGCUCAUCAGAGUGAACUGCAAUUUAAAAUACACUGAGUUUUCUAAAAGUUCAUGCUUUCAGCUCUGUUUCCAGGCUGUCCCUUUAGUUUCGUCAGUAUCAGCAGAGGCUUCUGCUCAAGGUGAGCUGGAUGUUUUAUUUUCAGAUCCUACUGUUGGUCAUGCUAGGUUUUUGUCUGUCUUAUUAGAUAAUAUGGCCCUCAGCACCAGAGUUCAUCACAGUCAUCUCCCCGUUUCACAGAUCAGGAAUUCAAACACAGGGUAGAUUGUGAUUUACCCAAGUUCACACAGCAUGUAGCAGAGCCAGGAAGAGAACCCAGUUCUCCUGAACCUCAUUCCAUUCCCUUAUCCAUAAUAUCGCUCUGCCUCUCUUAGGUAAUAUCCACACUUCUUGGACCUCUGCCUGGAACCAAACAGGAUGAUCUGUUUCAAUCUCUGGCAUCAUAAAAUUACAGCAAACGAAAAUUAAAUUGAUCCCCACUCAGCUGGGAAAGUAACCUUGCUUUUUCUACAUUACACACAGUCUCUGUCUCCUUGGAUAGCCCUGUGGGGUCCGUCAUACUUUGUCUAAUGUAUGCAUUGCAGCAGCAUUGCUAGGCCUGUCUGACUUGGAAAGGCAGCUGUUAC